Lotus japonicus is the source of this 552-nucleotide messenger RNA. RefSeq names its product NAC domain-containing protein 83-like. The coding region runs from base 1 to 552 and encodes 183 amino acids. Lineage: Eukaryota; Viridiplantae; Streptophyta; Magnoliopsida; Fabales; Fabaceae. Gene Ontology annotation, molecular function: DNA binding. The record is from RefSeq and is a predicted model, not a curated record. Gene Ontology annotation, biological process: regulation of DNA-templated transcription. The transcript has 3 exons.
AUGACCUAUGAAGAUGAGGAUGGGACUAUCAAAUUGCUUCCUGGGUACAAGUUUGAUCCGACAGAUGAAGUUCUUGUAGAGUUCUACCUAAAGAGGAGGGUCUUUGCUCAACGUCUUCCGGUUCAAAUCAUCCCUGAUUUUGAUGUGUUUCGUACUGAGCCUUGGUAUCUUCCUGGAGGAGAUGGAAAGAUUUUCAAUGAGCGAAAGUGUUUUUUCUACAACACCAUGGGUCGUGACCUUGAAAACAUUGACAAGAGAGUUGCUGGGAGUGGCCAAUGGAGAGUUAUUGAGAAAGGAAAAGAUGUUCCUAUCCCUGAAAAUAAUGAGGUGAUUGGAAAGAGGAACACUCUAAAUUUUUGGAAAGUGCAAGGAGCAUGUGCUAGGAGGACCAAAUGGGUGAUGCAUGAGUUUCGUCUUGCGUUAGUGGAAAACCCCGCUAAGUGCUCAAAAUGCAGAUGGCAAAUUGGGUUGUAUACCGCAUUUUUACAGAAUAAGGGUGCAAAGAAGGUGAUGAAUGUAAAACAAUCUAAUGAGAAAAGCUCCAAUACUUAG